AUGACAGAUAUAUAUAAUGUUGUGCAUUCUAAAUAUGGGUACAACUAAUUUGAAAUGCUCUUGAUGGUUUUAAUUACUGGAAUAACAAAUUUUGUAGUGAUUCCAGCAAUCAUCAUUAUCAGAAAACAAAGAAUGGAUUUCUAAUUUUAUAUGUCCAUUUUUACAUUGAUAACAAGUUUUAUGUAUCACACUUUAGAAAGUCUUGAUUGCAAGUUUUUUAUCAUUGAAGAAGGAGGUUGGCAUCGAUUAGAUAAUGUUGGAUCUAUUGUAUGUUUUUAGAUGUUAUUUACAUAAUUAAGUGAUUUGUAAAAUUUACAUCUUGAAACAAUGUUAAAUUAUUUUGGACUUUUUAUAACAUUUGUAGCUUAAGCUAAAUCUCCAUGGGAUUUAAAUUACACAGUAGGACCUAUUUUAUUGUAAUUAUUCAUUUGUAUAUUUUUGAUAAUCAAAAGAAGAAGAUUACCAAGAUUGAAUAAAUAAAAAGUACUAAUCUAAAAUAUAUAUUUAAGAUGAAAAAAGGUUUAAUGAUAUUAAUGGCAGCCGUAGUUUUUUUUAGUUUAUCCUAAGAUGAGUAUAAGGAUUACUUAAGAUUUUAUCAUGGAAUGUGGCAUACAACAGUUGGGUUGUUUUCAUUCUAUAUAUGGCAAUCAAAAUGUGAAGUUGAGUUUACUUGGUAAAAUUUUUAUACAAUCCCAACAUUGAAAGAAUCAUAUUAUAAAGAUGAAUGAAU
Paramecium pentaurelia is the source of this 730-nucleotide messenger RNA. The record is from the annotation of a GenBank genome assembly. Lineage: Eukaryota; Ciliophora; Oligohymenophorea; Peniculida; Parameciidae.